CUACGAUUAUGGAAGGAUAACAACUUUUCAAUUAUCAGUCAACGUUGUAAACGUAGUUAUUUUGAAGUUUGAGAAAGCUACAAUCGCCGGUGCCGCCCGACCGCCGACUGCCGACUAAUAACUAUCCUCAGGGGAUUGUUGCUUACAGGAUGGCUACAUGUACCAACACAGUAGCAAUGGGCUUAGAUGCGAAUCAAUCGAGCAAAGAGUGCACGGAAAACGGUAACAUUGGAAACAUUGCACUGCCAGCAAAUGACACAGCAGCUGAAAAUUUGUCUGAACCAUCUCGAUGCUUUGUAUGCGACGUAAAAGUUCAAGGCCGUUAUUACGCUUUGGCCACUUGUCGAACUCAAAGCAGCAGAGCUCGCGUUAUAGAGAAAUUAGGCGAGCUUGUUGGCGAGAGAUAUAUGGUUGUCAUCUCAGAAGAUGACCUGAUAUGCAGAGGAUGUGCCAAUCUGAUGAAUACUCUCGAUAGACUUGAGAAUGAAAUGCGGGGUGUAAAAGAUGUGAUUUUGCGCUUCCUAGAACGCAAAUAUUCAUUGGAGGAAGGAGAACUUCUGGGCAGCAGUGAAACGGUUAAACCUUGCCAGCCACCGCAGAUCACUAAGAGCCAUACCCAAAAUGGGAGUGGUUAUCACGGACGGAAAAGAGCAGCUGUUAGUGCUGUGGAUGUAUCCUCCGACGGAGGAAAGCAAAAAAAAUCUAACAAUGUUUGGAUGCAAUGUGACAAAUGUCGAUACACAACUCGGUACAACGCAUUUAUGGUCCAUCACAUUCGACAACAUAUUAAACAGCGUAUUACGUGCGACAAAUGUGGUGUACAAAUAAAAAAUCAGCAAAGUUUUCAUCUCUGCAAAGAGCAAGAAUUCAAAAAUGAAAGUGUUGAUGUGCCAGAGAUCCAAAAUAAUGUGAAGGAGCCUGUGGUGGAGAGUUUUGCAACAAGUACAAUUGCGCUCCCAAAUUGUGAAAAAGAUGAACAUAUAUCAAUUGUCAUCCCGCAAUCGGAUCAUCAAUUGGAAGAUGAAUCAAAAAAGGAAACUAUGCAGCUUAUCCGACUGUCAAGUCCUGAUCAUCUUGAUCUGCAAAAUAUGGUUACUUCAGGAGAUGUAAAUAUGACUGGACACGAGGUGUACGUACGAGUAUUACAGCAUGUUGAAGAUGAACAUGGGAACCCUCAGGUGGCUGUCGAAUCUAACAGUAACGCGGGCAUGGUUGUGAGUGUAAAGGAGGGGUCUGGCAAACAGAUGCUAACUUUAGCAGAGGACGGUAGUUUAGAAAUGGUUGAAGUUACUUCGUGGGAUGACGUUCAUUCUUCCCAAUCCGAUCCAGACGUGCCAUUUUAAAGGUGCUAAUUCUAGCAAUGUUCAAGUUAUUUCGUUAUACUAUUUACGUUUAUACGCAAAGAUUACUUCUUACCUAAUGAUUUAACGUUUAAAAAUUAUACUUGUCAUCAGGGACCUGAUAAAUUAAAUGUGUUAAACAAGAAAGUUUAGAGUUACUCGUGAUCACGAAAAGUUUUAAAUGACCUUUGGCACCUGGAUAUGUUUAAAGUUUCACUUUUAUUCGUAACCAAAAAUUGCUUCAUUCCAAGAUUCGGUGUAAUCGUUUGGUAAGACAACAGUAGAAGGCAACCUCGAUUGUUAUUCUUAUCUGCUUUUGUUUUAGGGAAAAUAAUAUAAACAAAUAUAAUUUUGCCCAUGCCAAUAUCGAUUUAAAUCUCAUCUAAACUGACUAGCGUCUAGUCAUAUCUUACCGAGAAAGAAUACUCUGGUUGUUUCUUACAUUACAAUGAUUUCUGCUUAUAUCUGUGCUGACUUGGCAGUGAUUAUUAUUGACCACCACGUUGUGACACUUUACGGAAAGCAUAGAAUGUCUUAAUUUGAGUUUUCGAAUUAUGGAUUUUAAAUCCUGGCUUUCUAAAUUUUCAUAAAAAUUUCACGUUUUUCCACUACUCCAUAUUUCUAUUA
Molecule: messenger RNA, 1967 nt
Organism: Neodiprion fabricii
Lineage: Eukaryota; Metazoa; Arthropoda; Insecta; Hymenoptera; Diprionidae
Exons: 5
Coding region: 150-1343 (397 amino acids)
Source: RefSeq, a predicted model, not a curated record